Ctenocephalides felis (cat flea) is the source of this 1443-nucleotide messenger RNA. RefSeq names its product DCN1-like protein 4 (gene SCCRO4). Lineage: Eukaryota; Metazoa; Arthropoda; Insecta; Siphonaptera; Pulicidae. The record is from RefSeq and is a predicted model, not a curated record. Gene Ontology annotation, cellular component: ubiquitin ligase complex. The transcript has 5 exons. Gene Ontology annotation, molecular function: ubiquitin-like protein binding; cullin family protein binding; ubiquitin conjugating enzyme binding. Gene Ontology annotation, biological process: protein neddylation; positive regulation of ubiquitin-protein transferase activity. The coding region runs from base 323 to 1030 and encodes 235 amino acids.
AUCGACUUACUCAUCUUUUGGAACAAGUUUUAACUCUAAUUCUGUGCAGUUUUCUACCUCAGAACUGAACUAAUUUUCGAGUAUUAAUAGAUAUACGUUAAAUUAUCACAAUAUAAACGUAUUAGAAAUAUGUUCAUGUUUUUAAUUUUCUUUAAGAAUUAGUUCACAAUUAAUUAGGAAGAUCGCCUGCCAUAACCUAAUUUAUUUAGCUGACAAAUUUAAAGUUUCUUGUCACUCCCUUGAAAUUUUGUAUUAUGUUUACAAUUUUGCAAAACGGUAGAUCAUCGUACACAAUUUUGUUUUAGAAAUAAGAUUUCUAAUAAUGCCGCGUACUAAACGUAGAAAUCCUGAGUGUCCAGUUGAGGGAGACAGGAGUUUCAAAAGGGUUAAAACUAAUUUAAGGAGUAAAAAGACAGAGGAUACUACUUUUAAUGCGAAAAGAUGCUUAGCGUGGUUUCAUGAAUAUACAACGAAGGACGAUCCAGAUACGUUAGGUCCAGAAGGGAUGGAAAAGUUUUGUGCUGACAUAGGAGUACAACCAGAAGAUAUUACUAUGCUAGUAUUAGCAUAUAAAAUGUCAGCUAGAGAUAUGGGAUUUUUUACUAAAGUGGAAUGGAUGAGAGGCUUCACGGAAUUGCAAUGUGAUUCUCCAUCUAAGAUGAGUGGAAUUAUAGAAUCGUUGAAAACUAUGCUCAACAAUAAUUUAACGUUUAAAGGAAUAUAUAGAUACGCUUAUGAUUUUGCUAGAGACAAAGAUCAACGUAGUAUGGACACAGACACAGCCAUCGCUAUGCUGAAUUUAUUACUAGGAUCCCGUUGGUCUCUACAUAGUGAAUUUUCGCGGUUCAUAGAACACUCUAAAUAUCGGGUUAUAAACAAAGACCAAUGGUGUAAUAUAUUGGAAUUUUCCAAGUCUAUUCAUGAAGACUUGUCCAAUUAUGAUGUUGAUGGCGCUUGGCCGGUGAUGUUAGAUGAAUUUGUCGAAUGGCUGAAGUCUAAACAGAUGAAUUGUGAUAAUAUCGAAACCUAAUGCAAUAUUCUCUACAAUGAAAAGUGAGAAUACCACCGAAUUACAUUCAUUUUUGAUUUCUUAGCAAAAUACAUUAAAUUAAUACUCUGUGAAAGGACAACAUUCGUAACUUUAAAUAAAUGUAAUUGUCAUCUAACUGCUAUGCUAAAAAAUCAAUGAUGUAUGUAUGAAAACAUAAUUUUAAGACUGCUAUCAUUGAUGCUCAUGGAGUUGCUGUUAAAAGUAGUUUAUAUCAGCAUUUCAGUUAAGGAAGUUUUAUAUGAAUCUACUAAACAUACAAUUAUCAGUAUUGUCUUGGUUUUCUUUGAAAUUUUUAUUUCUCUUGUAAUUGACUUAUUGUUUGGUUAAAAAUAAACCAAAUUUCAAAUGUCCAUGCUUGACAAACAUGAAGAAAUAUAUUGAUUUGAUUUAAC